CACACUUGCACACAUAAACUCUAUCAUCUCUAUAACUCUGCUUUGCCUUUUUUCUUUUUCUGCCCAAAAACAACAAAAAGUUUCAAAAUCUUGUCUCUGUGUUGCUCUGUUAUAACUUUAAUUCCCACCAAAAUAAGAAACAAUUACAAUUCUGAAUUUUUCUUACACCAUUACUAUGCAAUAAUACUUCAUAAAAGGUAGUUAUAACUUAUAGUAAUAGAAUGAUGAGAGAUUUUGGAGUUCUUAAAUCUCAAAAAGAGAAUUUAAGAGUUGUGGAGAAGUGUUUAGAUUCUCAAUUAUGGCAUGCUUGUGCUGGUGGAAUGGUUCAAAUGCCAUCUUUGAAUGCUAAAGUGUUUUAUUUUCCUCAAGGGCAUGCUGAACAUGCUCAAGGAAAUGUUGAUUUUAGUAGUUUUCAGAUUUCUGGUAUGAUUCCUUGUAAGGUUUCUGGUGUUAAGUUCUUGGCAGAUCCCGAAACUGAUGAGGUUUUUGCUAGAAUUAGAUUGGUUCCUUUGAGUGAUAGGGAGAUUGUGUUUGCUGAUGAUGAGUGUGAUGAGGGUUUGUUUAGUGGAGGUGAGUCUCAAGAGAAGCCUACUUCUUUUGCCAAGACAUUGACUCAGUCUGAUGCGAAUAACGGGGGCGGAUUCUCGGUGCCUCGUUAUUGCGCGGAGGCUAUCUUUCCGAAAUUGGAUUAUAGCGUUGAGCCUCCAGUGCAGACCAUUCUUGCUAAGGAUGUUCUUGGUGAGACUUGGAAGUUUAGGCAUAUUUUUAGAGGGACUCCGCGGCGGCAUUUGUUGACCACCGGGUGGAGUAAUUUUGUGAAUCAGAAGAAGCUUGUUGCUGGGGAUUCGAUUGUGUUCUUGAGGGCUGAGAAUGGGGAUCUUUGUGUGGGGAUUAGACGGGCCAAGAGAGGGAUCGGUGAUGGAAAUGAGUGCCCGUCUGGGUGGAAUGCUUUUGGGGGUUAUGCUUCCGGGUUUUUGAGGGAAGAUGAGAAUAAAUUGAUGAUGAGGAAUAAUAACGGCGAUAAUAAGAGCAAACUGAAAGGUGAGUCUGUUAUUCAGGCUGCAAUUCUCGCUGCCAAUGGUCAACCGUUUGAGGUUGUUUACUAUCCGAGAGCAAGCACUCCGGAGUUUUGUGUUAGGGCGUCGGCUGUGAGGGCUGCGAUGCAGAUUCGAUGGUGUCCUGGGAUGAGAUUUAAAAUGCCUUUCGAGACUGAGGAUUCAUCCCGGAUUAGCUGGUUCAUGGGAACUAUAUCUUCUGUUCAGGUUGCUGAUCCCAUUCGCUGGCCUAAUUCUCCAUGGCGGCUUCUUCAGGUGGCAUGGGAUGAGCCGGAUUUGCUCCAGAAUGUAAAGCGUGUCAGCCCAUGGUUAGUUGAGUUGGUAUCAAACAUGCCAGCUAUUCAUUUGUCGCCCUUCUCCCCUCCGAGAAAAAAGUUGAGAAUUCCAACACCCGCGGACUUCUCCUUAAUCGACCAGCUUCCGAUGCCAUCAUUUGUUAGCAACCCUCUCAGUUCAAACAGUCCCUUAUGCUGUGUCUCAGAUAAUGUUCCUGCAGGCAUACAGGGAGCCAGGCAUGCUCAAUUUGGACUAUCUUCGGCAGAUCUCCAUAUCAACAAACUGCAGUCGGGUCCUUUUCCAGUUCGGUUUCAGCAGCUUGAUUACGCUGCCCCAACUUCUAGAAUCUCUGAUUUCAAUUUCGAAAGUGAUACUGAAAACAGAGAGAAUAUCUCUUGUUUUUUGACGAUGGGUAAUCCUUCGUUGAGCCCGAAGGAAAGCAAUGAAAAUAAGGCGCCGCACAUCUUAUUGUUCGGUCAGCUUAUUUUCCCCGACCCCCAGAGUUCUCAGAGUUGUUCCGGUGACACUAAUGGAAAUAGUUCAUCCGAUGGGAAUCUCGAGAGGACAACAAAUAUUUUCGAAGGUUCUGUUUCUGCAAGUCAUCAGACUACUACACUCGAAAAUUCCUCUGAUGAAGGGUCUCCCUCUUACAAGGAUCAUUGGAAAAAUGAUCUCGGUUUAGAAACGGGUCAUUGCAAGGUCUUCAUGGAAUCAGAAGACGUUGGUCGAACCCUUGAUUUAUCAGUCCUCGGUUCAUACGAAGAACUGUAUGGGAAAUUAGCAAAGAUGUUUGAAAUAGAGAGCUCAGAUAUGCUCAGCAAUGUUCUUUACCUCGACGCAACAGGCGCCACUAAACGCACCGGAGGGGAACCAUUUAGUGAGUUUUUGAAGACAGCACGGAGACUAACCGUUCUUACAGAUUCCGGUAGCGAAAGUUUAGCGAGAUAGAGAAUGAGGAAGUUUGACUAAAUUGUACAGUUUAUGAGUCUUUUCGUUUUGUUUUAGAUUAGAACUUUCACCAUCGAACCGCUGCUAAUCGGAUUUUGAAUGUUUUGCAAAAGUUUGAAUUGACAAAAUCAAGUUUUGAA
Mercurialis annua (annual mercury) is the source of this 2419-nucleotide messenger RNA. RefSeq names its product auxin response factor 18-like. Lineage: Eukaryota; Viridiplantae; Streptophyta; Magnoliopsida; Malpighiales; Euphorbiaceae. Gene Ontology annotation, cellular component: nucleus. The coding region runs from base 222 to 2279 and encodes 685 amino acids. Gene Ontology annotation, molecular function: DNA binding; protein binding. Gene Ontology annotation, biological process: regulation of DNA-templated transcription; response to hormone. The record is from RefSeq and is a predicted model, not a curated record. The transcript is spliced from 4 exons.